GGGCGGGUGGAGAGGAAGAAGGCGGUCGGGAGGCACGAUCCUAGCGUUCCAUCUACACAAGGUGGGCGGCUUGGAGGUCCUCAAUGGUGAAUUGGGGGGGGUCGAGAGAGGCAGUGUUGAAGUCGUCAUUGGAGGCGGGUGGAGUGGUGUCGUAAGGGGUGAUACUAUGAAAGAAAAGGGGGCGGGAUGGAGCGGGCGCGGACUGAUGAUGGGGGUGGAGGAGUCGAUCGUGGUGAAGCAUGCGAGAGAGGAUGUCAGCAAGGGGCAUGUCGGGUUCGUGGGCAGCGGUUGCAAGAUCCUUGUGGCAUACUCGCUUGAUGCGGGAGAUGAACGCAAAGUCGAAAAUGGUGGUAGAGGGAAAGUGAUGGCGGAGGGAGCAGAUGUAUUGGACAAAGUGGUCCGUGGGACCAGUCUGGCGGAGGUGACAAAAUUGUUUGAGGUAGUUAUCGAUGGUUUUCUGGGGGCGGAAGGUGGCAGUGAGAAGGUUGGUCCAUUGGAGGAAGGAGUGACGCGGUCCUCCGGCGGCGCAGUGGUUGCUGACUUCGACCAUCCACCAUUUGGCGGCAUUGCCGAGGAGGCGGGAGGUGGCAAUGGGAAGCCAAUGGACAAGGGGCAUGUGGUGGAGCUUGAAAGAGUUCUGGAGCUGGGUAAGGAAGAGGAAAACGUCCUCGUGGGGAAGGCCGGAGAAGGGCAUGAUGUCGGCGGAUCGGAAGGAACGGGGGAUUUCCCCUUCGUUGGAAACGAUCCGGGCGAGGGUGUUGAAGUUGAGGUUAUCGGGGAUAGUGUCGUAGCAAGUGUAAUCGAAUUGGUUGUUGUCGUCAAGGAGGUAGUUGGGGGGAAGUUGUGGCAUUGCGGGGUAAACCCCGGAGGCGACUUGGGAAUAGGUGGGAAGGGGGUGGGGAUAGUGGAGGUCGUCAUGAUGGGUUGUGAAAUAGUAUGGGAGUGCGGGGGGGGAAGAGGGGUAACGAGGAUGGAGAGGAAGGAUGAGUCGGGGGUGUUCUCCCCGAUGGUUUGUUGGCUAACGAGUUCGCGGUGGAUAUCCGCCACAGAGUCGUCCCGGAGAGAGCUCAUGUUGAGACUUGAAGCACCUUCGGCCAUUGGAGAGGACAAAGGCGAGGUGGCGGAGGAGGAUGGAGCAGUGGAGGUCGCGGCGGCUUUAGCGGCAGCAGCAGCGGCGGUGGCGGCGGCGCGUUGGAAGGUCUUGGUUUGGCGUGGUGGCAUGUGGAGAUGUGGGGGGACAAUUCCUUAUUUAUUCACAGUACAAUAAAUUCGAAAAUAAACUAGGUUACCUGAU
This is a messenger RNA of Chara braunii, 1294 nucleotides long. NCBI's taxonomy places the organism in Eukaryota, Viridiplantae, Streptophyta, Charophyceae, Charales, Characeae. The record is from the annotation of a GenBank genome assembly.